AUGCACAUGGUGGUUCUCGUCUACAAUUCUCUGGGAUGGCCAAGAGAGGAUGUUAUAAGAGUUCCUGUUAUCGAUGAACAUGUCAUUGUAAAGGACUCUGAAGAUAAAGAAAUCGAAUCUCAGCUUGUCCCUAUACUUAACGCCUCUGUGAGCUUAAGGGACUUUUAUGCCACUGCAUAUUUGGGGAAACCUCCAAGCGUGACCCCAAAAUAUUGGCUUGCAUUUUCAGCAUCUACACCACCUCUUGGUUUCAACACCUAUGUUAUCUCAAAUGCCAAAAGGGCAGCUGCUAAUUUGAAGAGCCGUGUAGCUUACAAGGCAGAAAUAUGUGGAAACGAUAUAAUUGAAGUAGGACCUGGAAACUUGAAGCUUCUGUUUUCUGCAAAGGAAAGAAAACUCAUUCAAUAUGUUAACAGCAGAACUAUGGUUAAAGAGUCCCUGGAGCAAUAUUAUACCUAUUAUUCUGGUAAUGAUGGAAGUUUUGAUCUCCAGGCAUCUGGAGCAUAUAUUUUUCGGCCAAAUCUAACAUAUUCCAUAAACUCUGAGGUAUGCAGCCACUUCUGUAUCUCUCAGCUAAAAUUUUCAUACUACAUGUUCAUGUUAACGAAAAGCUAUUCUUAUUUUCAGGUCGGGCCUAUACCAAUUGAUGAUGGACUUGGAAAGGAAGUUGUGACUCAGAUUAAAACUAACAUCCAAAGCAACAAAACAUUCUUCACAGAUUCGAAUGGGCGAGAUUUUAUUGAAAGAAUUCGCAACUAUCGAAAAGACUGGAACUUGGAAGUGAAUGAACCUGUUGCUGGAAAUUAUUAUCCUAUAAACCAUGGAAUUUACUUGAAAGAUGACAGGACAGAGCUCUCAGUUUUAGUAGACCGUUCUAUGGGCGGAUCCAGUAUUGUGGAUGGCCAACUGGAACUUAUGCUUCACAGGAGGUUGCUUCAUGAUGAUUCUCGAGGUGUUGCAGAGGCAUUGAACGAAACAGUCUGUGUUUCUACUAAAUGUGCAGGAUUAACUAUCCUUGGGAAAUACUACCUCAGGGUUGAUCGUUUGGGAGAGGGAUCCAAAUGGCGUCGUUCCUUUGGUCAGCAGAUAUAUUCUCCUUUUCUCUUGGCAUUCACAGAACAGAAUAGAGAUAGCUGGAAAAAUUCUCGUGUACUGAAGUUUUCCGGGAUGGAUCCUUCCUAUGUUUUACCUGAUAAUGUCGCGAUGAUAACCCUCCAGGAGCUGGAUGAUGGAAAAAUUCUGCUUCGGUUGGCUCAUUUAUACGAGAUCGGAGAAGACAAGGAUCUAUCCGUUAUGGCUCGUGUAGAAUUGAAGAAAAUAUUUCCGAAUAAAAAGAUAAGAAAAAUAGUGGAGACAAGUUUGUCAGCUAACCAAGAAAGAGCAGAAAUGGAGAAGAAGAGGUUGGUGUGGCAAGUAGAAGGGUCCUUGGGAGAGGAACCAAAGGUGGUGAGAGGAGGAGCUGUUGACCCUGCAAACCUAGUGGUUGAACUUGCUCCAAUGGAAAUUCGCACUUUUGUCAUUGAAAUAUAAGAAAUGCUCUCUAGAUUUUACGAGAGCAUAACUCUUUGGAUUUGGUUUUCUCCUUGUGAAUACUCUUCCAUUAUUUAUUUUGACAAAUUCGGAAUUUGGAAUUUGAUUUUUUAAUAUUUUUAUGAGAAUAUGAAUUUGAAUUAAAUUGAUGUUCUUAUUUUUUUUUA
Carica papaya (papaya) is the source of this 1697-nucleotide messenger RNA. The record is from RefSeq and is a predicted model, not a curated record. NCBI's taxonomy places the organism in Eukaryota, Viridiplantae, Streptophyta, Magnoliopsida, Brassicales, Caricaceae.